Molecule: messenger RNA, 2170 nt
Organism: Pocillopora meandrina
Lineage: Eukaryota; Metazoa; Cnidaria; Anthozoa; Scleractinia; Pocilloporidae
Source: the annotation of a GenBank genome assembly
AUGCCACGACGAUCUCGGGAAAAUACAAUCGAAGAAAAACGCAGGAUGCGAAAUCAAAGGAGGAAACGUAAACGAUUGUCAAGAACGGCUAGGGAAAGGGAGAACAGAGAAAUGAGAACACAAAAGGAAAGAAAUGCAUAUUCUCGCGCUAAGGGAUUGGCGCGAAUGUAUUAUGGCAAAGCAUUAGUCGAACAGAAUAAAAAGACCCUGGACAAAACCAAGGUAGGUACUCGGUUAGCGUCAAAAUAGAAUAAAAUAGGUAUCAGAAAUUGAGCAGUUGGUUACAAAUAACGAUAUCACCGAACUGAAGCUGAACGUAAUCAAACUAGCAUUGUCUUGCAUAGUACAAAACGUCCUGGGGUUGACUUCAACAUAAACUCAUAGGGGGAGGGGAGAGUGUAGCCCUCAAAAUUCGUCUCCUUUUUAUGAUGAAAUGAAAAAAAACUACAAUCAUUUUCGUAAAAUAAGGCAAGGAAUCCCCAUUUGAAAUUGCCACAUUCUGAAAUGAUUUAGCGGGAAUUCAUUCAUUUCUAUCUGCCAAGCAGACAGGCAAAACUUUCGCCUGAAAAGGACGGUCAUUGAGCUUUGAGCAUUUUCCCUUCCAUCUUGCUAUGUAGUGUUGAUCUUGCCCUACCAAGGUUACCACAGAUCAAAAAAUGGCUAGGGAUAGAAAUUUCAAGGUCAGGGAAAAGUCAGGGAAAUUAAAGUUUUUACACCACUGAUCAUGAGUUUCAUACCAUGCUGGAAGAAAUAUUUCAGAUGAUCUCAGCAAUGUUUUAAUGAAGAAGAGGAGACUGGACAUUUUGUAUCCAUUUCAUUAAGGAAAUUUUAUUUUUAUCAUGGAUAGGUCAGUGCCUUAAUAGUCAGGGAAUUUUGGAAAGUUCUGUUUGUGGCAACCAUGCCUACCCUCUGUGUAUCUCUAUCAACAGUGUUAGAGUUAAGUCUAAAAUGAAUACAUAAAAUACUUGGGGUUGUUUAGGAUACAAGGAGACUUAAAGAAGGCAAAUGAGCCGCAUUUUGUUAUAUGAAAGAGAUAAAGUUUACCAAUAAAUCUAUUAACAUAGGAAUUACAAUUUCCUCGAUUGUGAUUAGUUUUAAAAAAACUCCUAUUUUCCACUAAUUCACUUGCCAAGUUGUUGUUGGACAGUUCAAUAAGCCAAAUACAUUCAAAGUUGUAGUUUAAGUCAACCAAUUACAUUCAAAGUUGUAGUUUAAAUCAAUCAAUCACAACCUUGGUUUCAAUCACCAUAGAAACAGUGUACAGAUUCCUAAAUUGGGGCUUUCUUCAAAACGGAGAAUUGGUUUCCCUUGAGCAAUGACAAUAUUUAAGUGUUCUUUUUAAUUUGGAAAUUGUAAUUUUUACGAUUAAUUGGUAAAAGGACUUUGUGUCAUUCGUUUCGGUCUGUAAUCAUACUCGCGAUAAACAAAUUGUACUCCCACUAUGCAGGCGUCUGAUUUUGUUAUCACUCAUAUGAUUACAGACCAAAGACUACUCAGUCCUAUUACCACUUAUUACACAAUCUAGCAUGUGAAUCUUAUUAAGCUGACCAGCUUCACGUUUCCUCUGUUUAUAAAAUAAAAUAUUACUUUAUUCCAGAUUAGAGACAGGAAUACAAAAUCAGGACCACCCAGUAGCAAAUUUGCCACUGUUAAUUUAAUUGAUCCAUCUGAGCUUCAACCAAUCAGUGAAAAGGAAUUAAUACUAGGACAGGGUUCAUAUGGCCAGUGCAUUUUAAAAUCUUUCACAAGAUUAAACGUUCUUGUGGUAGAAAAACAAUGUCUGAUGCAAAGCACUAAAGAGAUGGUAAAGGAGGCACAAAUCAUGCAGAAUCUCACACAUAAAAACAUUCCUGCAAUAAUAGGACUCCAGCUUGAAAGAGAGCCUAUAUCUCUAGUGAUGGAGUUCAAAGGGAAAGAAAAUACAUCCACAACAGUCAGUUAACUAUUGCAUUGCAAAGAAUCCAAUGGUAUAGUAGAGAGAGUUAACAGUUCACCGACAAGCAAAGAUUGGCUGAUCAUUUGUCAUGAUAUCACAGAUGCUCUCGCUCACAUUCACUCCAAAGGCAUUCUUCAUUGUGGUCUCAAAUCAAACAAUGUUCUUGUAACUGAUAAACAUGGCCAAAUUAUAGACUUUGGAAAGGCCUGUGACCCUGUACACUUUCCACUAUAG